Messenger RNA from Pelobates cultripes (western spadefoot toad), 1530 nucleotides. The record is from the annotation of a GenBank genome assembly. NCBI's taxonomy places the organism in Eukaryota, Metazoa, Chordata, Amphibia, Anura, Pelobatidae.
AUGGAAGAAACUCCCUUCCAAAAGGAAAUGAGGACCAGGAUGGAAUUCUUACCCCAGCCAGUACCCCUGGAAAUACUGACAGUACUGAUGGCGGAUGUGCCGGAGUAUGUGAUGGCACACAGACCGCAAGAUUCACCCUCCAGAGCAGAAUCUACUGCUGCUUCAGUCAUCAGCCAGGUAAAACCCAAGAUCCCAUACCAUACUUUUAAAUUGUUUUGCGAAGAUAAAGACGAGAUUUAUGGGUAUCUGCAAGACUUUGAGCGGCUAUGUGACCUGCAUGAUUUGGAGCAGACGGUGUGGGUACCUUUUGGCAGGCAAACUGUCAGGUCAGGGAGCAGAAGCCUAUCGGGCCGUACCCAGAGAGGACAGCAAAGAUUAUGCUAGGGUAAAACAGGCUAUACUAGAGAGAUACGCCAUUACCCCGGAGGCAUACCGGCGAAGGUUUUGAGGGUUGCGCAAACCGGAGAAAGACUCCCACGCAGAGUGGGCACACAAACUGGACCAAGCCUCCCAGGGGUGGAUACAAGCCAGCCAGGCUACCACCAUGGAGGAGUUAAGACAAUUGCUGUUGUUAGAGCAUGGGGAAUCACAUAAAUACUGGAGCUUGUGAAUAAACUCGUCAGUUGACUCCAGGAACUGUGUUUCGUCCAGUUACUGGUGGAUUUAGGAUAUUGCCUGCAUUUCCAGCGCUUUACUUUGGAUUACUUUCUGUACCAGCAGAGGAUUUUGGGAUUUAAUAUUGCAGCUCCGCUACAUCUAGUAUAUGUGUGCCAGUUUCCAAAAGGCCAAGUAAAUGUGAGUGUAUAGCAUUGUACAAUGGGAUCCUUGAAUUAGUAAAUUCUCACAUUUUGGUUUCUUUUAUCAUGUAGCAUACUCAAAUUGCUGGAGUAAUACAAUGCGCAGCUCUACAUUCUGAUAAGCAGAGUCAGCACGCCGGUGAAACAGUUGUGAUUCCAUCACACCUUGUAAAAGGGGUUCAUGAUAAGUUCAUGGAGUACCUGGACCAGGUAAGACUCUCAGCAAUGUUUAUAUUAGGCCUUAUUGUUUAGAUUUAUUAGUUAUUCAUGGCAGCGAAUAAUAUUAAGACAAGAGCCCAAGACUCCCCUUUCCCUGGAGAGACAUGACAGCAGUCAAAAUCCUAGAGAAAGUUCUGAAUAGUCUCUAAUACUAAGGAUAGAUAGAGUUAGCUGCCAGGUAUGAUGGACAGAUGAAUUAAUUAUAAAUUAUAGUGCUAGGAGUUUUAGAAUUUUAGUUUUGUUUGAUGAUCAUGACACUGUAUGUUUCAUAUAUAACUUCUGUUGGUCACAGGUGCCUUCAUGCAGAAAGCCAUCCCCCAAGAGUUUGGCAGUGCCCAUAGAAGUCGAAGAAAUAUGGAGCACAAUACAAACCCCAUGUGACACUGACACCACAGAAGGAGAAAUAGAAGAGGGUAAAUAUCAGUCUCAGAGGAAGUUUGGUUCAAGAUAUUGCACAGUUGCUCCUUCAGAAAAUAAAAAAAAGUUUGUCUAUAAUAAAACUGGCACCUCUUGA